ACCAUUUUCACUGUUGUGCACUGAAAGCACUGAAAUCUUUAGGCUUUCUUCUCGAUUUUAGUCGCCUUAGAACGAUUUAUAUCAAAAGCAUUAUCCGAGAGCAUAGAAAAGACACACCUCUACCACUAUAGAUUAGUUUUUUGCCCUGCCCAGCUUGAUAGAUGUGGUAAAAGCAUUGCCUCCCUCAACGCAGACGUCCCUAUAGGAUGGUUCAGAACAAAAGAAAGAUGCAUAAUAAUUGAGGCAGAUUCUUGUGUACUGCAGCAGACAAUCGCCUUAUCUGGUCAUGGACAUUAUCGUAUCAUUUUCUGCCAAGUUUUGGAUUGAGUCGACACUAUAAAAAGAACAAACCAUAAGGCGAACAACGUCGAUUUAACACGCGUUAGCAAAAAGAUUGAACAGAGACGGGGACGGGGACGAUAUCUCGAUACGUGUGCCCCCUGUGACGUAACGUACAGUCUCUCUGACUGAGCUGGGCCAAGAUAGGAAAAUGGAUCUACUCAGUCUGGUGUAAAUUGUAAAGAAUUAAGGAAUACAACUAGUCUUGCCCUCUGCGAUGGCCGAGACGGAAAAAGAGGGGAAAUGUGAACCGACGCUCGAGCAUCGGCCAAGUCGCUCGAGACUUCUCUCCAAGCAGAGCGAGGUUGAAGAGUUGGAGGAGGAGGACAACAGUCCGAGUUCCGAAACCUCUGACGCUACAGUCGUCGCCGCGGGCGGUGAGACCCCUGUGAUACGUACGCCCGGUGGAUCACCAGAACAAUCACCAACAGAAAAGAAAAGUAGUGAUAGCGACUCGGGUCCGGAUCGAUUCAAUGGCGACAGUGAAAUUAGCAAUGGAAAAUCAUCACAGCCUCCCAAUAACAAAGUCAAGGUGUUGGUACGAAGUCAUGCCCUGCGGGACGAUAUGUCACCACCACCGGACGACCAUGCGGCGAUGGUUAACGUAGCAGUUAACCUCUCACCCUCACCAAAUACUCUUGCACCGUGCUCUGUGCAGCUACCCAAAUCCUCAUCACGCGGCCGAUUAGAAAAGGAUAAUUCUCAAAGUUCCGACAUAUCUCAAGUUUCGGGCACUUCACCAUGUCUUUCCCGUGAUUCGAGCGUUGAACUCUACACGGACUCAACGGGUACAGAUCUGGAGGAAUUUAUUAAAAUGACUCUCAAUAAAAAUCCAAAGGAUCGGGUGAUGCUUUUACGAUUAGAACAGGAGUUGACGAAUUUCAUAAAAGACCCAAAACGAGAUUUACAUAAGUUUCAAAGCAUGACAUCAUAUCAUCGAAUGAUCGUCCAUCGCGUGGCAGCGUUCUUUGGUCUCGAACACAACGUGGACCAGACAGGCAAAGCCGUGGUUGUCAAUAAAGCCACAUCAACUAGAAUUCCAGAUUUCAAGUUCCGGGAACAUAUACGAGAUGAGGGCUCCCAAGACGAGCCCAAGAAGUUAAUCUUGAAGAGAGAAGGUGCUAGUUUCGACGAGGGCAAAGAGGGUCGUAGCCCUGAUCGCCAAUCGUCGUUUGACGGUAAAAAACAGAAAUCUUUUGAGGAGAGAGAGGAAGAGUAUGAGAAAGCAAGGGCUCGGAUUUUUUGUCAAGACUCAACCUCCUCAGCAGGUGAAGGUGAAGUUGUCGUUUCACUAGGUAGUAGACCGAGUACGAGACAUUCUAGUACUCGGAGUAGCAAGGAGGACCUACGCUGGGGCCCGGAAAUGCGACCAUGGAGCAGCACGGACUCGAGCGGGUACGGCACCGAUAGUUCUAGUCGUGGUAACGUGGCGAUGACCAAGGCCAGUAGCUUCGGGGGAGUAGGCGGCGUCACUGUACUUAGUCGCGGCGAUAGCCGGUCAACGAGUAGUGGAAGGAUUUCUAAAACUGACUCAUUAAGUAGUGGUACUUCUAGUAAUCUGAGUAGUCCCAUGACGCGGCCGCCUCCUAUCCCAUCAUCACCGCCAACAAUACCACCAGAAAAACAUAACCAGUCAACGUCUACAUGUCCAGAUAUCUCUAGUAAAACUGUAGGAACCAGCACUAGCCCUGCUGCUGAUGCACCUCCACUGCCGUUCAACUUGGAUCAAAACCAGUCUGUUGUCUGGGUGGCCUCUAGUGUAGACACUAUACCACCAGGGAGCAUAAUAAUAAACCAACACACGGGCCAGCCCUACUUUAACCAAGACGGUACUGUGUACCGCUAUCAUCCACCAUCACAGGCUACUCCACCGCCAACCUCGGCACCACAGCCGCCAGCCAGUCUCCCCGUGGCGCAGCCUAAUCCAACCACUGCCUUUCAACCCCUGACAUAUCCUCAGUCAUCACCAUCACAGAGACAGUUCUCUAUGGAGUCUGCUGGCGGCUCAGACCUUGCACCUUCGUUCACCAAUCUCACUCUCUCAGCACAAUCAUCAAUUGAAAGCAACCCGGAGUCAAAUCAGGUAGCUACCAUACAGACAUAUCCGGCGUCUCCACAGCAGGGGCAGGCGCCUCCUGGUGUUCAAUCGCAAUAUCAAUUUAAUCCCCAGGUCUCAUACUAUCAGAGUGGCCAGGUUCCAGCCUCUGGCCAGCAGCCUCCCCAAUAUGUCUAUCCAGUGAACUACAUGCAACAAGGACAAGUCAUCCAAGGCUCCACUUCUCAAGAAGUCCCUGGGCAAGUAACCGGGCCACCUGCCUCACAGAUGGCUCCUAACGGACAAUACCCGAGCCAGUCGUAUAACCAGGCGUACCCAAACUACCAAGUCUUACAGCAGGUUCAGCCGAACUCGGAGGGAUACCAACCGGGCACUUAUUACACGUACCAGGCAGUACCUCAGCCAGAAACAUCACAGAGCUUCUCGACGUAUACGUAUCCUCCAGGGACUGGGAGUCAACCUGGGUACUCUGGUGGGCCACCUGUUUAUUACUCGGUACCGCCGACAACAGGGACGCAACAUAUGACUUACUCCAACGUGACGGCAUCGCAGGGUCAAUCAAGUCAGGGUCAGUUCCGGCCAAAGACGCCGCCAGGACAGAUCCCAGCGUGCAGUAGUGCGACGGUCAUGUACACAAGUGGCCAACCAGUGACUCUAAAGCCUGGGCAGCCAUCAAGUGUAAACGCAGCGGGAACACCGCAACAAUUUGUACCGUAUUCACCUUUUGCGCACAUGGCAUCACAGCAAGCUCAACCAACGCAGAGAGCUCAGUCGCCACAAAUUGUGUACAAUACAGCGGUGCCAGCGCAAGCAGUCCCUGGCGGAUUUCCAAUCGUUAGACCAAAUAUGCAAAUGAGUAUGCAACAGAUUCAAUCUCAUACGACGCCUCCCCCAUCUCAGGGGACAUUACCACAGUUUGUACAACAGCCACCAGCCGGUGCUUGUCAGCAACGGCCGAGUUCUUGUGAAAUGUACGGUGCCGACUCAAUGUCGAAAGAUCAGCGUGUUGUGCAAGGACAGGGACAUUUGCCUGGUACGGUUACGCCUCCUAUGGUUCAGAAGGCGCCAUCGCCCCAACAGCUGCCCCCUGGUGUUCAGUUUCGGGCGCAGCUGAAUCCCGGCGAGAUACGGAUGAUUCAUCAGCCUCUCCCGCACCCCUUCCGGCCGCCAGUUCAGCCACUCUUUGUCAGACCAAGAUUCGUGCCGCCAAUACCGAUGGUUGGUAAGCCGCUGCGCAAGGUGAAGAGCCAGGGAAGCAAGGAUAGCCAGCAUAUGCUGUCACCGCAGUCGAGUCAGGAUUCCGUAGAGAGUGCGUUAUCAGGCAAUAAUGUACUAGAAGUGUAUGAUCUUCCACCGCACACGAAAUGCCACGAACUUGAGCAGCUUCUCGAUGAUCUGAUCACACAGGGUGCCAAAAUACAGUAUCUGACAGAACCUCACAUCAAGAACAAACCACACCUACUGGUGUCCGAGUGCACAGUCCUGGCUGAAUGCCCGUCGCCAGCUGCUGCUCAAAAUAUAUUGGCCAAUCAUAAGAACCCUCGCUAUAAGCUGCGUCACCGCCAUUUUGUCCUUCCAACUCCAAGCGUGGCGAGUUAAUGAUUAUUAUUUUUGUAGGUCUUGUAUUUAUAAAAAAAUAUGUGACGUUUUCGGUUGGUGUCCAAUUCUGGCCACUGGUGGUGAUGAAUGUAUGAAACCAAUCUUGACCUUGUGAUACAAACUCAUGUGGAGCAUUCGAGCGCAGACUUUACCGACUCUGUCAACAACCCAUGUUGGUGAGGCCUCGAGUCUCGGUGUCAAAUACGAGGUAUGACUGAGCGGGGCUGUGGAAAGGUUCAAUACGAUACUAAGUACCCAGUGUGUCUUGCCAUGCCUGUGAUUCUAAUCAAAACAUUCGCCACCUUGGUACAGAAGUGGACACCAUGCCGUGAACAGGAAUAUUAAUGAUUUUGUACUGUUGUUGAAUACAUUGUAUAAUGGUGAAUACUAGUUCUACUACUAAUAAUGCAUUCUUGUGGGUGUGGGGAUUGUAGUCGUUUUUGUACCUUGGGGAUUUGAAACAUUUUGGAGAAAUUUCACAAAAUAGAAUUUGAGUUUUCUUCAAAAUGUAAAAAUGGAAUGAUGUCAAUGAAAUGUUAUUAGCAUUGAGGUUUUCCUCUUCAAUUGUGGGAGAUUUGCUGGCAAUACAUGUACAUGAAUGUCACAAACCCUAUUGUUGGGCGGGGUGGUAUUCCUGUGUAUUUGACCCUAUCGUUCAUAUACUUGGGCCCAGUUCCUGGCCUGUGCCACUUGAAAUAUAAAAGGGAGAUCUUUCAUGAAACUUAGUCAGCAGGCGAGUCCAUUCUUAACUGGUUCAGUUAGCUCAGACUUCCUGAAAGUUUGUAGAAGUUUUUGGGUUGUUGAUGGGAAGAAACGUUUCUUGGGCAGCGGGAAACAUGAUCUGAACACAGAGUGUGGCUGAUGUAGAAAACCAUUUCUAAGGCGACAUUCGGCUAGUAUUCAUAACUUUUGAUAAGUCAAAAUGAGUAAACUGAAUAUUUAGACGUGAGUAAAUUUAUUUGCUCGAAUAGUUGCCCUGAUUUCGCCAGAUCUGAUUAAGUUGCCUGGUACGCUGUACUUCACCGGAUAAGUUUGACCUUAACUUCUGAAUAAAUGUGUAUAAACUUUCUGUAUAAAUAGCAGGGGAGUAUCUCUCUGCUUCGCUGGAAACGUGGAGAUUUGUUUAUAGUAUGUUUUCGUUGUUUAUCUUUUCUGUUUUGUUGUUUGUAUAUUCAUACAUAGAUUGUUUAUAAUGAUAUGGAAAUUAUGUAAGAUAUUGGAGGACACUAGCUAGGUAACUAUGGCAAUGGCCACUUUACUUGUUCUGCGCAGAGCACUUAUAGAAGAAAGCUUGAAGCCACAGAAUAAAAAAGUGAACUAGUCUAAAGAUAGUCUUGGGCUAUUGACUGAUUAGACUCAAUGCUUCAGGAGAGAAAAUCCACUACUGGUACCAUUCAUUCAUAAACUAUUGUGUGGGUUGGAAAAUAUUUCGGGAAAUAUCAAUGGUACUGAUCAUCUUAAAACUUUUGCUUCACAAUUUUUUUCGAAAAUAUUUUGUCACAGUUCUGCGAGAUGACACUGGCCACAGUCCCCAAUGUUGACGUUGGGGUUGAAUCAGCUAAAGGCAUAGUCCUCAAUGCUGCAUGAUGUCGUGAUCUUUCAUUCAAGUAAAUUUCUACACUUUUUACUGACCUUGACCUUGACCUCGACCUUGACCUUUCUGUGCUCUAUGAGUGACUUCUCGGUGUAAAAAGAUCUGAAUUUUAAAUUAUCAGUUAUCAUAACGAUUAUAUUGUAGGGUAGCAAAAAUUCUAAAUUAUUGUGUGGAGGCCGACUCUGGAUCACAUGCAUCACUCCCUGAGGCGUAUCCUGUAGAAACAAGUAAAAUGCAAGUGUAACUCGUAUAUUUUGUCACAAUAAUUAAUAUUGCUGCUUUUUCAAUAUGGAGUUCUAGAAACUGCCGCCCUCUAGUGUCCAGUGGUAGAAUUAGACAUGUGGCGUACUCUAUUGAAUGCAUCUAUACUAACUUAUUCGUAUGCAAUGAUUGAAACGUCCAUCAGGAGUGUUGAUGACUCAAAAGAUGGCAGCACUAGUUCCAUUCGGGCAAAUUCAAGACUUGAGACUGUCGCCGUCAAAAUUAGGCCGCUGACUUCAUUCUGUUUGUUUGUACUUGCAUUGAAAUGGUAGAGUUUAAUCGCAAAGUGAAAUAUGCUCCAAAUCCAACAUUCUGGAAGUAAUCAUACCAUGGCAAUGUCCAUAUAAUCAGAGUGUGAGCUUGCCUUAGUGGUUACAAGUGCUAUGCCUCUACAGCACGAUGGCUUCUGAUGAGCGUUACGCUAUGAUAUUUUUUUAUACUUGCAUUUACCAGUUGUUUUGUCUGGUCACAUUUUGGCAAACUAUCGCAGGAAGGUUUAAAGUAUGUUUUGUAAGGUAUUCACUUCAUUCAUUUCAUCUCAAUGUUAGAGUAGGCCGCUGUUAUAAAGCAGAGUAACUUGAUUAUUCGCUGGGGAGUUCACUGGUGUUGUUGUGUCCAGUCUCGUAACAACAUAGUCGUGUCAAGUUUAUGACCCUCAUGCCAAACAGGGUCGACAGAGGGGUGAACCAAGUUGUUUUUACACUGCCAGGAGUAUAUACUCCCUUAUGAUCUGUUGAUGGUUGAGACAACAUCUAUGAUCUUGUAUAACGGGCAAUCUUGACGAGUGGCUUCUGAGGAGUUGGUUGUGAUCUCCUGCCUUUACUUCAUUAUGUCUGUAAGCAUCGCCUCAUUGCAAGGAACUCCUACUCUUGGCAUAAGUAUUGACAUAAACUGAAAUGUACAAGUAGCAAUCGAGGCAAGUCUGGAUAUGGAUGUUACUCUCUAUGCACUUAGUUCGUCUGCUUUUAAUGAGAAUUAGCUAAGCCCAAUUUUAAUAUGGUCAAUCAUUCUGACACUGACACAUCUGACUGUCUCUGGAGAAACCCUUAUCAAAAAUGUUUCAAAGGUGCUUUAAUGAGAACUACAAUGAAGCCAGUAUCACUAGAUAUGUCUUAAGCCACCUUCCCCAUCUUGUUAGGGAAAAAAACACUUUUGCAAUGUAUUGGGAUCUUACUGUGUUUUAAGGCCUUAAAGUACUUAUGUCAGAGAUUUAAGCACGGUUGUGGCGUCUCUUGAGAGGAUGUAAAACGGUAAUCCCGUAAUAGACCUUAGGUGAAGUAGAUUUUUCAUUAACAAAAGUACUGAUGAAUUCAUCGGGAGCCAGGGUAAUUUCUUGGUGGGUGUUCCUGUGCCAGGUUUUUUCGUCCCUUCGAACUUAAUAUCUGUGAUGUGUUUUUCAACCAAACAAGAGUGAAACAGUAGGUUAGGCUGAAAACGCACAAGUGGGGUACCAUGGUGUACCCCAUGCCUGUCUUCAGGGCAUUUGUCUAUAGAGUAAACUUGAAUGCAUUUAUUAAUGGCAGUUCUUGGGUAAGACUUGGCCAGGCAUCUGUAUGUGUGAUCUGCAAGUGGAACGACAUGUAUCGUCUUCUUGGCAAUCUUAGAUGGACGCUCCUGUUCUGGUCAUGAAUACCAUAACACUGAUCCUUGGUGCAGCUUCUGGAUGACCAGAACUCCUCCCUCGGGGCUGCUUGUCCUGGGUCAAGUGUCGGGAUGCAGUCGACAGUCAUUGGCUCGGUGUCGAGAGGAAAUCACAUGUAUUAACAAGCCGUGCCUCGUGAACUAUUAAGCUGUCGUGGCCCUACCAUUGCAGAUCUGGUCCUGCCAUCACAAUGUUCCCUUGGCUCCUUUUCACGUCCGUACAGAUGCAAAAUCAUAGCAAUAAUGUCACUUGUUGUUGUAUCACAGUGUCUGUUGUUGGCUUCGUGUGCGGAGCAACGCCAUUUUAUCAUACCGGCAAAUUUUAUCACGAGAACUGUGCAGCAGAGGGUUUUUAGCAUAUAAAGAUCAUCGGAAAAUUUCAUAGUGAACUUAACUACAUUUGAAGUUGGAGUUAGUCAAUUUCCCUGUUGUGCACUGCAAAUGCUGUAAACUGCCAAAUUUACGCACUAAUUAAUUUUUUGGCGACUUGCAAAAAAUUCAGAAUAUUUUUUUUUUAAAGAUUUUUUUAUUUUGGCAGAUUAUGAAAUUUCUGAAAAAUUUUUUUUUCAAGAUUUUUAUUUUGGCAGAUUAUUUGGGGGUUUUUUUUCCCUAUCAAAUGAAAUACCUGCGAAAAUUUGAUGGAUUGCGGUAACCAAGUUUGCAUGCAGGACAGGAGCACCUUGAUACUGUCAUUGUAUUAGAGUGUGUCACAUACUCUGGGGUUGUACACAUUAUGCAAGUUCAGAGCCGAAAAUUUUCAGUUGCCACCCAACAAAUUUGGCAUUCCUCAGGCUGAAAUCUUAACUAUUGUCACAACUCUUUCUCCCUAAAACAGAAUCUUCAAAUUUGUACAUAUUCAAAACCAACAUUUUGUUCCGUUCGUCAAAGUCGUAACGUUUUACCGGUGAAAUACGUCUUGUUUGGUGUCUGUUUUUUACGCAAAAACAGCCGGAAUGAAAUUUAGGGAAAAAUAAAUAAAAACCCGAUAGAUGGACUCAUGCAUUUUGGUUUCCUUGGUCGCUUCCGUUUUCAAUGUAAUGUAUAAUGAAUGAUCUGUUUCAACCUCAUCGUUCAGUAAUAAACCUGUGUAUAAUGAAUGAUCAAGUGGCUCAGACGUCAACCUGGGCACCAGGUGACACGUAGAUGUUGUCAAUCUGGUGACCAGGUGCACAUUUAGACAAUCGCAAUUUAUAAAGUACGGCUUUCAUCGUGUAUGAAUUGAAAUUCUGUAACAUAAAUGUCGCGGUGCGGUUUUACUGUGGAUAAAAACCUCGCCCUGGUUCAAUGGGCAACUUUUUACAUUCACUUCUUCUACCUUUUAGAGAUUUUAUGUGAUUUUAGAGAAAUAUUAGUUCGGGGAUUUGAAAUGCAGAAUGAUUUGAAUUGCCCUCUGUUGCUGCACUCAAUGGUUAUUCUGGUUUAAUCUGACUUGGACCGAAGUUGAGGUGGUAUCAACAGAGACCAGGUCCAGGUGGAGUUGUCUUUUCUUGCUGAAUAGUUGUCAUGGUUGUAGACCUGUGUUAAACAUGUUUCAUUUGUGGGAAUUUUGGGCUGUGGUGGAAAUAACAGGAACGUCUAUCAGGAGUAUUUAUAACUUAACUGGCAAUAUUGUCUCUUUGUGAUGCAAGACUUCAUUGGCCUAUUGCUCCAGCUAUCACUGAUGGGACAUGACUGCUCCUGAUGGGCUUGACAGUAGCUCGAUUGAACAAUAUUUAAAGGGGGGAUAUGUUAGGUGGUGAAUUCAGUUUGUGAUAUGAAAUAGUCAGGUCCAAAGUAACGGAAAAUUCAUGGUAGUCGGCCCUCUGUACUCAAUUAUUGAUGAUAUUACGUAAAAAACCUAACCGAAAUAGUGACAAAUUUUCAAAUUUGUUUUCGUAGUUCUGUUGCUUUGAAUCUUUCCAUAAAGUUCAUUUUAUAUACACACCUCAGUGGUCUGCUUGCCAUGUUAAUUCCAGUGUUAAUAUCCUCCUGUGUAGUCUCAUUUUGUGCUGCCAUCUUUUGCCAAAUAAUUGCAUUACAAUCGUGAUUUUUAGUUUGGUUCCCGCCCUACCUAAAGAGUAAGCGUCUGUCCAGAAGCAGUUAUGGUCACUUUUUUGAUGCAUCUGAUUUGCCAUUCAGAGUCUAAAUAGCGACAAGACAUGAUACUUGACCACUCCACCUGCUGGUAGGUGUGGAAACCAAACUAAGCGAUUCUAAGGGGAAGUUUUAAGUAAUGAAUUUGCGAUUUUAUGUCGGCCAUGACAUAAGGGUCUUGUUUUUUUCCACCUGUCAUCUGAAGUGAAAUUAUUGGCCAGAUCUAUAGACGCCUCGGCUUCAACACGUCAAUAAAGAGUGAAUGUUCUUAAGAAAUCAA
This is a messenger RNA of Lineus longissimus, 9843 nucleotides long. Its product is annotated as cAMP-regulated phosphoprotein 21-like. Gene Ontology annotation, molecular function: nucleic acid binding. Lineage: Eukaryota; Metazoa; Nemertea; Pilidiophora; Heteronemertea; Lineidae. Bases 557 to 3994 code for a protein of 1145 amino acids. The record is from RefSeq and is a predicted model, not a curated record. The transcript has 20 exons.